This is a messenger RNA of Aureobasidium musti, 1068 nucleotides long. Lineage: Eukaryota; Fungi; Ascomycota; Dothideomycetes; Dothideales; Saccotheciaceae. The record is from the annotation of a GenBank genome assembly.
AUGCGUUUCUCGUCCAGCAUUGCCUCUGCCCUCUUGGGUUUGAGCUCCGUCGUUUCUGGAUCCGUCGUGCACAAGCCUGUUGCUGUUGCUGAAAGAGCACUGGAAUAUGUGAUCAAGCCAAAGAUGGUCAUCAUCUCCAUGUUUGCUCCCGAGGCUGAGAUCUGGUACGGCAUUCCCGAGUUCAACCUGCUGGCAAGAAACAUCACCCUUCCUGGCGCUUCGCCCUUGUUCCCUGAUGUUCACUGUACCGAGGAUGGAGAUGUCUGCCAGGUCAUCACGGGAGAGUCUGAGAUCAAUGCCGCCGUCACCAUCGCCUCGCUGGUCCGUAGCCCUCGCUUCGACCUGACCACCACUUACUUCAUGAUUGCCGGUAUUGCUGGUAUCAACCCUGAGGUCGCUACCAUCUGCUCCGUCACCAUCGCUCGCUACGCCGUCCAGUACCCCCAAAACAUCUACGGCACUGAGGUCUUCGAGGCAACCCUCAAUGACUCUGACGCCGCCAUUGCCUACCGUGCAUUGUACGCCCACGAUCAGAUCUACGCCGCUGGUGCUUCCCCCAGCGGCCCCAGUGUCGUCGAGUGCGACGUUGCUACCUCCGACGUCUACUACUCAGGCCCCUUGCUCGGCGAAGCCUUUGGAAACUUCACCACCCUGAUCACCAACGGCACUGGCAACUACUGCUCCACCGCCCAAGAAGACAACGCCACCCUCGAAGCUUUGCUCCGCGCUGCCGCCGAGAAACUCGUCGACUUCAGCAGAAUCAUCGUCAUGAGAACUGCCUCUGACUUUGACCGUCCUUUCCUCGGCGGCUCGGCUACCUACAACUUGUUCGAGUCUUCGGCACAGGGUGCUUUCUUGCCUGCCGUCAACAAUCUCUACCUUGCUGGUAUCCAGAUCGGUGUCAAUGCUACCAACUACAUCGGCGAUAUUUUCGGCACUCUUGGUGGUGAGCCUGACUUUGGUCUUGGUCCUGUGGUUUCUGGCGAUAUCCUCAGCAAGAGAGACGUUCUUGCCAAGAGAGGCGUCAAGAGCAGAAGACACAUGCCCGUCCAUCUUCCUCGUGCUUGA